AUGCACCCACCAAGCCCCCUCCUGCGCCUGCUCCUCCUCCCCAAACAACCCCCCCGGCGCACCGGCACCAUAACAAAACCACCCUCCCACAACUUCCAUCUCCCAACCUUCGCGACAGCCUUCUACCCACCGCCGCCGCGAACACUAACGGCCGCCCGAAACCUUCCCUUCCCCCCGGAGCCGCUCUUCCGCACAAUCUCAGACAUAGACUCGUACGCACGCUUUCUGCCAUUCCUCACCGCAUCGACAGUGACCGCCCGCGACGGAGAGACUGGAUACCCCACCAGCGCAUUCUUGACGGUCGGAUAUGGCCCGUUGAGCGAGACGUUUGUGUCGCGGGUGGAGUGUGAUGGGGAGCGGUGGACGGUGGGUGCGAGGAGUGGGUGGGGUGGGAAUGGGAAUGGGAAUGGGAAUGGGAAUGGGAGCGGGAGGGGUGGGGAUGGUGGGGAUGGUGGGUUGUUUGAAUAUUUGGAUACGUUGUGGAAGCUCCAGCCACUGAGGCCGAGGGACCAUGGUCAUGGUCAUGGUCAUGUCAGGAUAGGGGGAGGGAGGGAGGAGACGAAGGUUGUGUUGGAGGUCAGGUUUCAGUUUCGGAGUGCGAUGCAUGCGGCGAUGAUGGGGGCGGUGGAGAGUCAGGUGGCGGGCAUGAUGAUAGAGGCGUUCGAGAAAAGGGUGAGGGAGUUGGAUAUGGCGAAGUAG
Messenger RNA from Paracoccidioides lutzii Pb01, 699 nucleotides. RefSeq lists its product as hypothetical. Gene Ontology annotation, molecular function: ubiquinone binding. The record is from RefSeq and is a predicted model, not a curated record. The coding region runs from base 1 to 699 and encodes 232 amino acids. The transcript has a single exon. Gene Ontology annotation, biological process: ubiquinone biosynthetic process; cellular respiration. Gene Ontology annotation, cellular component: mitochondrion.